AUGAAUGAGAGCGAUCUGUGUUGUUUUCUUGGUCAAGAGAAGAUCAAGAACGUCUGGUUCGCGCGCGAUAUUACUGACCUAGAAGAAAAAGUGAAAAAUCGCAAAGAGAUAGCCCUGCAGCUAGAAGCAGCGGAAACUAAGCUUAUUCGGAUGGCAAAUAAAGCACAAAAUAAGACGUCCAAGAAGGAAGGCCUUCGGUUGCCCGCUCAUCAUGAUACUGCCAGCUUCGCUAACAAUGCGUCUGUUGCCGCGCAUUGGGUCCCAGCCAAGAACCGCCCCGCGCAUCGCCUCAGUUUUUUAAUUGGAAAAAAAGUUGAUACCAUUGACUGGGCCACAUCUGAGAUUUCUCGUCUGAAUAUGGAGAUCGAAAAGCUCAACGCUCAGCACAACUGCAAUGGGACUCAGCUUCUUUCCGUUGCUUUCGUCGAAUUUUAUCGACAGGCCGAUGCGCAGGUCGCAUACCAGACACUAUUACAUCACAGUCCCGAGCGUAUGGCUCCUCGCUAUAUUAACCUCGAUCCUUCCCAGAUAGUCUGGGCCAAUUUUCGCCUCACGUGGUGGGAACGUACUCUACGAUCCUGGACCAUGACUACGGUUGUCUGCAUUCUGAUUAUAUUUUGGGCCAUUCCGACAUCUUUUGUGGGCUCUAUCUCAAAUCUAGACUCAUUGAUGGAUGAAAUUCCAUACUUAAGAUUAAUCGUCCCAGAAUGGACCCGAGGCACGAUUAGCAGUCUCUUGCCAAGUCUCUUGCUCUCUGCUCUCAUGGCGCUGGUGCCUAGAUUCUUCCGAUCUUUAGCCAAGUGGAGCGGUGUGCUCAGCCUAUCCUCCGUGGAGCUUUUAACUCAAAAUUUCUACUUCGCCUUUCAGAUUGUCCAGGUCUUUCUAGUAGUCAUUCUGGCUUCGACUGCCACUGAUAUAGUCGCCGCUAUAUUGAAAGACCCUUCGUCGGUGGCUAAAAUGCUCGCUCGGAAGAUUCCAAGAACCUCUAACUUUUAUAUGUCAUACAUUAUCUUGCAUGGCCUAUCCUUCAGCGCUAGCGCUCUUCUUCAGAGUACCAAACUAGUAUUCGACAGGGUGCUGGCCAAGACUUUGGAUGAUACCCCUCGCAAAGAAUAA
Penicillium verhagenii is the source of this 1116-nucleotide messenger RNA. RefSeq lists its product as uncharacterized. The coding region runs from base 1 to 1116 and encodes 371 amino acids. The record is from RefSeq and is a predicted model, not a curated record. Gene Ontology annotation, molecular function: calcium-activated cation channel activity. The transcript has 4 exons. Gene Ontology annotation, cellular component: plasma membrane. Lineage: Eukaryota; Fungi; Ascomycota; Eurotiomycetes; Eurotiales; Aspergillaceae.